Sinocyclocheilus grahami is the source of this 902-nucleotide messenger RNA. RefSeq names its product ras-related protein Rab-3A-like. NCBI's taxonomy places the organism in Eukaryota, Metazoa, Chordata, Actinopteri, Cypriniformes, Cyprinidae. The transcript is spliced from 4 exons. The record is from RefSeq and is a predicted model, not a curated record. The coding region runs from base 1 to 663 and encodes 220 amino acids. Gene Ontology annotation, molecular function: GTPase activity; GTP binding.
AUGGCUUCAGCUACAGAUAACCGUUAUGGACAAAAGGAGUCUUCCGACCAAAACUUUGAUUACAUGUUCAAAAUCCUGAUCAUCGGGAACAGCAGCGUUGGAAAGACCAGCUUUCUGUUUCGUUAUGCAGACGACUCCUUCACGCCAGCAUUUGUGAGCACGGUGGGCAUCGACUUCAAGGUGAAGACCAUCUACAGGAACGACAAGAGGAUAAAACUGCAGAUCUGGGACACAGCGGGACAGGAACGCUACAGAACCAUCACCACCGCCUACUACCGUGGAGCUAUGGGCUUCAUCCUCAUGUACGACAUCACAAACGAGGAGUCUUUUGCCGCUGUGCAGGACUGGUCCACACAGAUUAAGACGUACUCAUGGGAUAACGCCCAGGUGCUGCUAGUGGGCAACAAGUGUGACAUGGACGAUGAGAGGGUGGUGGCCUCUGAGAGGGGACGACAGCUCUCCGAGCAUCUCGGUUUUGAGUAUUUUGAGGCCAGUGCCAAGGACAACAUUAAUGUUAAGCAAACCUUCGAGCGACUGGUAGACAUAAUUUGCGAGAAGAUGUCAGAGAGCCUGGAUGCCGCCGAUCCUGCAGUGACGGGAGCCAAACAGGGGCCGCAGCUCACGGAGCAGCCCACCGCUCCGCACCAGGACUGCGCCUGCUGAAAAUCCCACGGCUCUAUCUGCACUGCCUUGCACCAACACACAAAAACCACCUGUUUAGGUAUUUAAAAAGUUCCCAUACUGCCUUCUCUGGCCACACCCUCUAGUCCCUCCCCUUCUUCUCCAAAUAAUCAUUUUGACAUCUCAAACUUUAAUGAUAUUAUUCAACAUGCAAUCCAUUCCGUUUAAGUGCACUUUAAAGGGAUAGCUCACCUAAAAAAGAAAAUUCUGUCAUUAUUUGC